AUGCCUGCAGCAAUCAAAGCAGCUCCAGAUGGCAGAGCCACAGAUUCUGAAAACCAGGACAGGAUAUUACCAGACUGGGAGAAAAACAAUAGGGAUAUACAGACACCUGCUUGUUUCAGCAAGAUGUCCCAAGAGCCCAGGAAGAAUUUUCCCCACACUAAGCAAGUUGGGAAUUACCUAGUUGGCAAAAUGAUCAACAAAGGCUCCUUUGCCAAAGUGAUGGAGGGGCUACACAUCCCCACAGGGGAGAAGGUAGCCAUAAAAGUUAUUGACAAGAAAAAAGCCAAGCAGGACUCCUAUGUUUUAAAAAAUAUGAAGCGUGAACCCCGGAUACAUCAGAUGAUUAAACAUCCUAAUAUUGUUCAGCUAUAUGAAACCUUGGAGACAGAAAACUCCUAUUACAUGGUGAUGGAACUGUGCUUGGGAGGAGACCUCAUGGACAGAAUCUGUGAGAAAAAGAAACUGGAAGAGAGAGAAGUAAAGAAAUACACCAAUCAGAUCAUGUCUGCAGUUGAACACUUGCACCGUCAUGGAAUUGUUCACAGGGAUCUGAAGAUUGAAAAUUUUCUACUGGAUGAAAACAACAGCAUCAAAAUUGUUGAUUUUGGACUGAGCAACGUAAUGAAGUUUGAAGGGCUUUCUCAAGAGCUUUUAAACACACAGUGUGGGAGUCCAGCCUAUGCAGCCCCAGAACUCCUGGCUCAUAAAAAGUAUGGGCCAAAAGUGGAUGUCUGGUCCAUAGGAGUUAGCAUAUUUGCCAUGCUAACUGGCACCUUGCCCUUCACAGUGGAGCCAUUUAAUAUCAAGCAACUUCAUCUCAAGAUGGUUAAUGGUGAAAUGAAUCCCAUUCCACCUGACAUUUCCACUGGAGCUGUUCAUUUCAUGCACUCCUUACUUGAACCUGAUCCAGCUAAGCGACCUGCUGUUAAAGAGGCAAUGAAAGACAAAUGGCUGAAUGACAGCAAUAUCAGGAAACCACUGGAUUCGCUUAUAUAUAAAAAUAGACUUCACCCUGAUGAGCUGAAUCCCGUUGUUUUGAAUUACAUGAGAGAAACAAUGGAGCUCAGCCCUACGGACAUUGUCAACGUCUUGAUAAAUAACAAGCCAUCUUCUGUAAUGGCAAUGUACUACUUGCUGCUGAAGAAAUUGAAUAGAUAUCAAAAGGAACACAGGACAAAGAAGAAGGAAAAUGCAACAGAAAAGCCCAAUGGCACACCUCCUGGAAACUUAAGUCAAGAUGCAGAUAUUCCAGCUCCUCAAAAGUCAGAACUGGUCACUGCAGAAAACCUGAAAACCUGUGAAGAUAAAGCUUCCAUGCUGAAUUCUGAAAUGCCAUAUGUGAUCCAGGAAGAUGAGAUUGCCAUUACUCUGGAAAAUCAAGAAAUCUUCCCAGAAGGAGUAGCAGCAUUUGACCGGGCCCUUCCUCACUAG
Messenger RNA from Hemicordylus capensis (graceful crag lizard), 1431 nucleotides. Its product is annotated as hormonally up-regulated neu tumor-associated kinase homolog A-like. Gene Ontology annotation, biological process: intracellular signal transduction; protein phosphorylation. The coding region runs from base 1 to 1431 and encodes 476 amino acids. The record is from RefSeq and is a predicted model, not a curated record. Gene Ontology annotation, molecular function: protein serine/threonine kinase activity; ATP binding. Gene Ontology annotation, cellular component: cytoplasm. The transcript is spliced from 9 exons. NCBI's taxonomy places the organism in Eukaryota, Metazoa, Chordata, Lepidosauria, Squamata, Cordylidae.